GUUGUUAAUUUUGUGUUCAUUGUAUUCCUUUGUCUCUUUCCUUGGCAGCAAGGCCUUUCUACCCCUGAGGCAAAGAAGUGCCAUGCUUUCUUUGCAGUGCAGUAAGAAAUGCUGUGGAUAUUGUACCGUGGUCGCGAUACUGAUUAGCCACACCAGGCACUCUACAAGUAGCGUUCACUGCCUUGUACAAAGAUUAAGAGAGAAUUGGCAUGAUAUAUAUGUAUAUGGGGUUGGCACGGCAAUGGAGAUGGGAUUGCCUGGUUCUAUUCUGUUAUUGUGGAUUUGGUUGAGGCAUUGCCACUGCCCUUGCUAUUGGCAAUUGGAGAGAAGGAAUCCGAUCCUAAGGAUAUCUGAAUAUUCAAGCUGCGAGCACAUUGUCCAGGGUGUUCACAAAUAGACAUAUUCCAACAAGAGCAUGGGUGUACAGACACAAAAGACUGAAUAGCGCGUAUAGACU
Messenger RNA from Linderina pennispora, 457 nucleotides. RefSeq lists its product as uncharacterized. Bases 83 to 397 code for a protein of 104 amino acids. The record is from RefSeq and is a predicted model, not a curated record. Lineage: Eukaryota; Fungi; Kickxellomycota; Kickxellomycetes; Kickxellales; Kickxellaceae. The transcript has a single exon.